This is a messenger RNA of Desarmillaria tabescens, 1872 nucleotides long. Its product is annotated as dihydroxy-acid/6-phosphogluconate dehydratase. Lineage: Eukaryota; Fungi; Basidiomycota; Agaricomycetes; Agaricales; Physalacriaceae. The record is from RefSeq and is a predicted model, not a curated record. Gene Ontology annotation, cellular component: mitochondrion. The coding region runs from base 1 to 1872 and encodes 623 amino acids. Gene Ontology annotation, molecular function: dihydroxy-acid dehydratase activity. Gene Ontology annotation, biological process: branched-chain amino acid biosynthetic process. The transcript is spliced from 8 exons.
AUGAACAAGUACAGUCGGGUCGUUACCCAACCAAAAGACCAAGGUGCAAGCCAGGCCAUGCUUUACGCGACGGACGAAAUCUCAUCUGAUGAAGAUUUCAAUAAGGCGAUGGUUGGAGUAGCCAGUGUCUGGUGGGCCAUUCGUUUCACUCAAUCUUACGCUCUGACUAAUUCUCGGCCUCUGAUAGGUACGAAGGGAACCCGUAAGACAUCUCACCCGCUUGUUGCCCAUUGUCUCCACCUCUUUGUCAGAUGCAACAAACACCUCUUGGGUCUCGGACAAGAGGUCAAAGCGUCCUUGCAAAAAGCAGAUCUCAUCGGGUACCAGUUUGGUACCGUCGGCGUCAGCGAUGGCAUUAGCAUGGGCACAAGCGGAAUGUCUUAUUCCCUCCCAUCACGCGACCUCAUUGCCGACCAGGUCGAGUCUGCCGCCGGUGGGCAUCAUCUUGAUGGUAUGGUGGUAAUACCGGGUUGUGAUAAAAAUAUGCCCGGCGUUUUAAUGGCUCUUGGGCGUCUUAAUCGACCUGGCCUCAUGGUGUACGGUGGAACAAUACGACCAGGCUCUUGUGAGGGUGCUCCCCAACUGGAUCUGGUCUCUGCAUUCCAGGCGUAUGGCAAAUACUUGCAGGAUGGAAUGACUCCCGCAGCCGAAAAGAUGCGUUAUAACACCAUUCGACACGCGUGCCCUGGUCCCGGAGCUUGUGGUGGUAUGUACACUGCGAACACAAUGGCUAGCGCGUCGGAAGCCAUGGGCAUGACGCUUUCCGGAUCAUCCUCUUUCCCGGCUGAAUCUCGAGAAAAACACGAGGAAAUAGCCUCCGUGGGAUCAGCCAUGUACGACUUGAUCUCAAAGAGCAUACUUCCGCGGGAUAUUAUGACACGCUCCGCCUUUGAAAAUGCGAUGGCAUGUAUUGUCUUGACAAUGAUUCUUGGUGGCUCAACUAACGCCGUCCUACAUCUGAUUGCCAUUGCCCAUUCUGUUGGUAUCACCCUAACCAUUGAUGACUUCCAGGCUGUCUCAGAUCGCACGCCUUUCCUCGCUGAUAUAAAACCUAGUGGAAAAUAUGUCAUGGAGGAUGUGUACAAAAUCGGUGGUAUUCCUAAGAUUCUUGCAUUCCUCCUUAAGCACAAACUUAUUGACGGGAACAAUAUGACCGUCACAGGCCGUACUCUCGGGGAGAAUCUCGACCGAUGGACACACAAAUACGGCGAGCUAGAUUCGACGCAGGACGUUAUCCGGCCUUUGGACAAACCUAUCAAGUCAACAGGGCACCUUAGGUACCGUAAUAUCUACCUUUAUGACCUGCAUCAUGAAACAGAUUUGCAAAUUAGGAUACUGCGAGGAAAUCUCGCUCCCGGAGGUGCCGUUGCCAAGAUCACAGGUAAAGAAGGGCUCAGUUUCACCGGUAAAGCACGGACAUUCGACAAUGAGUCCGACUUUGUCCACGCUGUGGAGAGUGGCUCUAUCAAGAAGGGCGAGAAGACGGUGGUCAUUCUCAGGUAUCUAGGUCCCAAGGGUGGUCCUGGUAUGCCCGAGAUGUUAAAGCCGACGAGUCUCAUCAUGGGUGCUGGCCUAGGGCUCGAUGUGGCGUGUCUAACGGACGGACGAUUCAGUGGGGGAUCCCACGGUUUCUGUAUCGGCCAUGUUGUUCCAGAAGCCCAGGUGGGCGGGCCUAUUGCCUUCGUCCAAGAUGGGGAUGUCAUUUCUGUUGAUGCCGUGAAGAAUACAAUUGAGCUCCACGUCUCAGAUGAGGAGCUGGAGGAGAGGAAAAAAGGUUGGGUGCCACCCCCUUUGAAGGUUUCACAGGGAACAUUGUACAAGUACGUCAAGACAGUGACGGAUGCCAGUCGGGGCUGUAUCACGGACUCGUAA